GUUGUAACAUAUAAACAUUUUAUAACAUUUAAUUAUUAUUUUAAUAAAUAUAAAUAAAUAAUAAUUUUUUGUUUUUUUUUUUUUUUUCUUUAUUUAUUUGUUUUAAAAAUUAAUUACUAUUACACACCCCACGCCACAUUACAAAAAUAUAUUAUAAUAAUUUAAAAUAAUAAUAAUUAUAUUUUUUAUAAUAAUUUUUUUUCAUUAAUAGUUUUUUCAUUUAUUUUAAUAUUAAAAUUUAAUAGUAAUAAUAUUUAAAUAAUACCCACCACACAUCCUUUUUUCUUAUUUUUUUAUUCCACAUCACAUAAUUUUUAUAAUAGCAAUAAUAAAUUAAAUUUAAAAAAUGUGUGAAGAUAUGUUUGUUUAUUUAUUUGGAUAUGGUAGCUUAAUUUGGAGACCGGGUUUCCCAUAUUCAAAAAAAUUCAAUGCAUUUAUUAAAGGAUAUAAACGUAUGUUUGUUACAAAAUCUAGGGAUCAUAGAGGUACAGAAGAAUUACCAGGACGUGUUGUAACAUUAGUUAAAAAACCAGAGGAUGAUCCCUCAGAUGAAGAAUGGAUAGCCUGGGGCACAGUAUACUCAAUUGCAGACGAUGUAGCACAACCAAUUUUAAAGAAUUUAGACUAUAGAGAAAAGGGAGGUUACGAAAGACAUGAACUAGACGUAUUUUUAGCAGAAGGUGAAGAAUCAUAUGGAAAAGCAAUUGUUUAUUUAGUAUCACCUGAUAAUAUAGAUUAUGUUUCAGAAAAUGAAACAACCUCAACCAUUGCAGAUACUAUUUUUAGAUCAGUGGGUGCAAGUGAUAAAUCUUUGGAACUCUUAAAUAGACACAAACGUUUCUACGCGAAACCAUUGGGUCAAAUUUGGGUUGAUGACGGUGCUGUCCAAGCAAUUUCUCAACGUGCAAAAUCUUUAUUACCAGUUGGUAUCAUUAAAAUGGUUGGUGAUUUUUCUAAAAACUCUUUAGUAUCAAUUUUAGAUGCAAACUCAAAUCCAAUUUCUCGUGGUAUUACAAACUACUCCUCCAACGAAAUUUUAAAUAUAAUAGGCAAACAAUCCAAAGAUUAUUUCAAUACAUUAGAUGGUUAUACAAAUGAAGCCGUUAUUGAUCAUAACAAUCUAAUUUUAUUAUAAAUAUAUAAAUAAUAAAAAUAAAAUAAAUAUUU
Molecule: messenger RNA, 1167 nt
Organism: Dictyostelium purpureum
Lineage: Eukaryota; Evosea; Eumycetozoa; Dictyosteliales; Dictyosteliaceae
Exons: 3
Coding region: 347-1135 (262 amino acids)
Biological process (GO): glutathione catabolic process
Cellular component (GO): cytoplasm
Molecular function (GO): gamma-glutamylcyclotransferase activity; RNA binding; glutathione specific gamma-glutamylcyclotransferase activity
Source: RefSeq, a predicted model, not a curated record